UGAGUUAACUCCGAUUAGCUCAAUAAGUUGUUCAAUUAACAUAACAUAACUCAUGAUAACGUCGUUUACUUGUAGAAUCUCUUGCACAUCCUUUCUUUCUCCCGCUAUAAAUUGCAAACUCCUUUUCUUGCGAAGCGAAAACAAAAUAAUUUUAUCUUGCGAUUAAAUAUUUAUCGGCACACGCGCCGUCAGGGAACGGCAGAUAAAGAAACAGCGGAUAAGAGCGUUUGAUCAAGCCGCGGCCGACAAAGUUCGCUCGCGAAGUGUAUCACGAGAUCGUAUUUAUACGUCGUCGUCAUAACCUUAUUUAGGAGUUUAAAUUUGAGUUCGAUCUUGGUUCUAUGCUCAACAAUGUUCAACUUGACUGAGUUAGAUUGAGAUUAGACAGUGAAUGUUUUCUAUGUAUUAAUCAGUGUGUGAUUGCACAUCAGGAAAUCUGUAAAUAUGAAAUUUGCAGAACACUUGUCUGCACAUAUUACACCUGAAUGGCGUAAGCAGUACAUUAGCUAUGAGGAAAUGAAAGCAAUGCUCUACACUGCGGUCGAGGAAGCACCCUCGAGUGAAAGUGUAGAGCCCGAAGUAAUAUCACGCCACUUUAAAUCAUUUGAUGAGGUAUUUUUUACAUUCUGUGAUCGUGAAUUAAAAAAGAUUAACACAUUUUAUUCAGAAAAAUUGGCAGAAGCCACACGGAAAUAUGCGGCUCUGCAAACUGAAUUAAAAAGUGCUCUGGAACUACAACAGGGAAGUGGGAAGAAUAAAGGAAAGACCAGUGCAAAACCAAGUUUGCCUACAAGAAAGCUCAGGGAUCUGAAACUGGCGUUCUCAGAAUUUUAUCUUUCCCUAAUUCUUCUUCAGAACUAUCAGAAUCUUAAUUAUACUGGAUUUCGCAAGAUUCUAAAAAAACACGACAAGCUGUUAUCGGUUGACGCUGGCUCAAAAUGGAGAGUGGAGUGCGUAGAAACGUCUCAUUUCUAUGUGAACAGGGACAUAGACAAGUUGAUACAGGAAACAGAAGCCACUGUGACCAACGAUCUCGAGGGUGGCGACCGGCAACGCGCCAUGAAACGUCUUCGUGUACCGCCACUGGGCGAACACCAGAGUCCAUGGACCACUUUCAAACUCGGUUUAUUUUCGGGCAGUUUCCUUAUUCUAGUCGUAGCAGUUGUACUUUCAGCUCUUUUUCACGAUAGCGGACAGAAUCUGCAGCUAGCAUUCAGAUUGUAUCGUGGUCCCUUGCUUAUUGUCUUGUUUUUAUUGUCUAUUGGAGUGAAUGUCUAUGGAUGGAGAUCCUCCGGUGUCAAUCACGUUUUGAUAUUCGAAUUGGAUCCAAGGAAUCAUCUUUCGGAGCAGCAUCUCAUGGAACUGUCCUCUAUCCUCGGUGUUAUUUGGGCGCUUAGUUUGUUGAGUUUCAUAUACAGUGUUAGUCUAAGCAUUCCACCAUAUGUGAAUCCGUUAACAUUGGUCUGCAUUAUGUUAGCGUUCCUAUUAAAUCCAGUCAAGAUGUUUCGUCACGAGGCUCGUUUCUGGCUGUUGAAGAUUAUAGGACGUGUGUUGAUAUCGCCGUUUGCGUAUGUCAAUUUUGCCGAUUUCUGGCUGGCGGAUCAAUUCAACAGUAUGGCGACCGUAUUCCUGGACUUACACUUUACGGUGUGCUUUUAUUUAACAAAUGGCGAUUGGUUGAGAGCCAACGAGUCUACUCAGUGCACGUCGGAUUCUUUUAUUAUCAGACCUAUUGUGAACUGUCUGCCGGCGUGGUUUCGCUUUGCGCAAUGCGUUCGCCGAUACCGAGACACUAAAGAGGCGUUUCCGCACUUGGCUAACGCCGGAAAAUAUUCCACAACAUUCCUUGUCGUAACAGCUAACGUUUUGUACAAUUAUCAUAAAACGGAAUUUUCAAACCGAUGGGAGAAUCCGUGGCUGUGGUUCUGGCUGUGCAGUUGCCUUAUUAAUUCGAUAUAUUCAUACACAUGGGACCUCAAGAUGGAUUGGGGUCUUUUAGAUAGUAAUGCCGGCGAAAAUCGUUUUUUACGCGAAGAAACGGUGUACUCUGCAGCUCAUUUUUAUUACUUUGCAAUAAUAGAAGACUUUAUACUGCGCUUUAUAUGGAUCGCUAAUUUUAUUAUCGUCGAAUGGGGAUAUCUCGAUGGUAAUAUGAUGACUAGCAUAUUAGCGCCACUCGAGGUCUUCAGACGAUUUGUAUGGAACUUUUUCCGACUGGAGAACGAACAUUUGAACAACUGCGGUAAAUUCCGUGCCGUUCGCGAUAUAUCGAUCGCGCCCAUAGAUAGUUCCGAUCAAACGCAAAUUUUGCGCAUGAUGGAUGACGAAAACGGUGUACUUAACAGAGGCAAGCGCAGAAUUGGAGGUAAAAAGCAAAACAAUUCUAAAGAAGAUAAACGAGCGUUGCUCAGAGACGAAAUCAUAGACAUGGAUACAUCGAAUGCCAGUUAAGGGUAGUUUAGAUUUUUUUACGUAACAACUAUUGUUGUUACAGUAUUGAAAGCAUUUCGUACUUAGACAACGAAGCUAACUCGCACUCCGCAAGUUGACAUGUGUUUUUUUUUGUUUUUUGGUAGAACUGUUACAGUGCCUUUCGAGUUACUCUCGCGUAUAAAAAAACAACUUACUUAAUAACAAAAUUAAUUUAAAAAAUUUAAACUCCCGAUUGUUGUCUCACCGCCUAUAAAAAAGUAAAUAUGUAAUAAUUAAUUAAAGAUAACUUGUAGAAAAAGAUAAAGAGAGCAGUCGGGAGAUCGCUCAAAGUUUCGUCGUUGUCAUGCUGAAGCUUUUAAAUGCACGUGUUAAUAUACGUGCUAUAAAUAUUUACAGAACAUAGUAUUUUGUAUAAUUGAAGACUAGUGAUGAAUUACCAUUAUUGACGAUUAAAACUUAGCAACACAUUUGUGCUAUUGCUAAUUAUAUAUUUUUUUCGACUGCUCUCAUUAAUUUUAUCUUUUUUUUAAGUUUUAUAUCUUUUAAUAUUUCCAUGACGAAUACAAAAAACGAUAUGAUAUCUAAGAUUGUAGUAGAAUGUGUGUAGCAUAGUUUCAUACAUACAAGAUGUAAACUACACCAAUCCAAAAACUAAUUUUCCAUUGAAUAUUUUAGAAAGAGAGAGCGCCGGGAGUUUUCGAAUUUUUUAAAUUAACGUGUGGUUUUAAUUUACAUUUUUGAAAGCAACUAUAUAUACUUAUCUCAUGAUUACUUACACGCAAGUUUUAAUUCAUAAUUGAUUCACAAACUUGUCAUAACAAGAUAAAUGUAGUAUUCAAUUAAUGCUACAUUUAUCUUGUUAUGACAAGUUUUGUGGAUCAAUUAUUAUUAUACAUUUUAAGCGAUUAUUUUUUGCCAACUUGUUUAGAUUGAGAGUAAUCGGAUGCAAUAUAAUCCUUAAUCUAUAGUUUCUAUCAAAGGUCUUCCAACACGCAAGCAGCAAGUUAUAAAUUUUUGUAUGAGUGAGCUGUUUAUUUUAAGAGAGUGGUGUACUUACGAAAAACAUCAACAGUCUGGCUAAUUAAAAAUAAGUUUGUCUCGACAUAAGAGUGUUGGGAAUAUUAUCGAUAUUUUUUGGAAUUACAUCACUUGCAUAAUAAACAGCUCAAAUAGUUAAGUAGUCUAUGAAUUUUAUAGCUUGUAGAUUCAAAGAGAGAAAUGUAAUAUAUAGAAAGAACGAAAGAGAGAGAAAGAGAGAGAGAGAGAGAAAGAGAGAGAGAAAUAGAGAUAAAAGCCGAAAGAAAAUAAAGAAAGAAAGUAGAAAAAGAAAAUAGAAUAUGAAAUAGGUAUUUUGCUGGAGAAGAGAGUGAAUAAUUUCUUGUGAGACACACUUAAUCGAAAAUAAUAGUGAAUGUAAACUUAUUUAAAGGAAUAGGAUUUGUAUAUAACAAAUAUGUAGAUAUAUAUGUGUACAAUAUUUAAUAUUAGUAUAAGAAAUAAAACAACAGACUCUAUAUAUAAUAUAUAAAAAUCAUAAUAUAUAUAUUAUAUAUAUAAUAUUUAUCACGAUAAGUAAUACUUUAAAAGCAACAACUGUAUUUUCUAUAUAUAUUGCGGUUUUUGUUCAAACGAAAGUUUUAUGCAAGUAUAUAUAUGUAAAUUCAAUAUAAUUUAUUUUGUUUAUAUAUUUCUUAUGUGAAAUAUAUACAUGUAUUAUAUUGUUUUUAUAUACAGAUAUAUGUAAUUACUUCAGUCAAUUGUCACUAGAAAAAACUUUCAGACACAAAUCCUCUCUCUUUUUACAUAUUUUUUAUUAAUUCAUUCCAAUAUAUGUAUGAUUACGAUCAUUUUAUAUAAAAGUUUUUCUCUAAGUAAUCAGAGACGGCUGUUGCCUAAGAUGGGCGUUAACGUUUAAUAUUUUUGUAAUUCAUGUAUAUAAUACAUAUUUAAGGUAUAAUUUGACGUCAUCCUCACAUAACGGUUUACAAUGUUACUACAUGUGUUAUUACAUAUAUUAUUACUACCAUGUACAUAAUAUGAUAUUGUAAUAAAGUGAUUAUUCAAUUGUAAGAAGUGAUCAUUUUCUCGUUAUUUUAAAACAUUCUAACAUUUAUUAUAUAAAAGUUAAUGUGUUAAAAUAAAAUAAUUUUCUUUUACAAAACAUUUUAGCAAUUGAAAGAAAAUGGGAGAAUAAAUUACUUGAUAAACGUAUGUGUGUAAACGGAGUUUCGUCAGUUCUUUGUUUAAAUUCGUAGAUUCCUUUGUCAUUAGAAUAACUGAGAUUGAUCUCACGGUCGAGCAAUUUGACAUUUACCAUAUUAUGUAACAAGAUAAUAACACGGCAGCAAUUGCUUCUUUGUUCUCUCGGUUUUUUCAAGAGCAGUAAAUUAUUAUUGGAAUUAUUUAUCUCGCAGAUUUUUGUGUAUAUAUAUAUG
This is a messenger RNA of Pseudomyrmex gracilis, 4868 nucleotides long. Its product is annotated as xenotropic and polytropic retrovirus receptor 1 homolog. Gene Ontology annotation, cellular component: cytoplasm; Golgi apparatus; plasma membrane. Gene Ontology annotation, molecular function: inositol hexakisphosphate binding. The transcript is spliced from 10 exons. Gene Ontology annotation, biological process: phosphate ion transport; cellular response to phosphate starvation. The record is from RefSeq and is a predicted model, not a curated record. Lineage: Eukaryota; Metazoa; Arthropoda; Insecta; Hymenoptera; Formicidae. Bases 445 to 2451 code for a protein of 668 amino acids.